Molecule: messenger RNA, 2579 nt
Organism: Plectropomus leopardus (leopard coralgrouper)
Lineage: Eukaryota; Metazoa; Chordata; Actinopteri; Perciformes; Serranidae
Gene: tor4aa
Product: torsin family 4, member Aa
Cellular component (GO): endoplasmic reticulum lumen; nuclear envelope
Molecular function (GO): ATP hydrolysis activity; ATP binding
Source: RefSeq, a predicted model, not a curated record
GGGCUCUUCCUGAGUCGAGCUGUGUGCUGUGUGGAGCUGCUCUCUGCUUCCUUCACUCCCAAAACUAUGGACUAAAACAAAUCUCUCUUUUUAGGAACAUUUGAGCCACAUUGGAGCUUCAACUUUCUGCAUGUUUUUGCAGCCAAACCUCCUGCAGAUCUCAAGAAAGAAAACCUCUCAAAAAGAUGAGCGACCAGGAGAGCACGUCGACGUCUCAAACGGAGGGAGAGAUGGACGGAGAGAUGGACGAAGAGAUGGACGAAGAGAUGGAGGACAAAGGAGAAAAAGAUGAACGACAGAGUGACGGUCCCGUCCCCAGUCUGUCCAGCUUCUCCUCGUCUCUGCGCGCCGUCAUCCGCAUCAAACAGAAGUACCAGGCCAUGAAGAAGAGGCGUCAGGAGAUGGCCCUGGGGGCCCUGGGGGCCCCGGGGACCCUCACAGGAUUAGCCCUGAGAACCAGCCCCAAGAUCUUCACCUUCGACGGGGUCGCCCCCUCCAGCUUCUCCACCCCGUCGCCCCCCGUCCCUCAGAGGAAGAAGAAGAGGAAGAGGAGGAGGGUCCUGUUUCCCAACAGAGGGAGGUGCCGCGCCCGUCCCAAACAGGAGCACAGCCGCGCCAAAUACUGUCUGUACCUGCUGUUCGCCAUCGUCUUCGUCCAGGUGUACAACGCCAUCGAGAACCUAGACGACCACGUCCUCAGGUAUGACCUGGAGGGGCUGGAUAAGACUCUGAGGCGGGAGGUUUUUGGGCAGCAGGGAGCAGUCGAGGGUCUGCUGUCCCACCUGAAGGACUACCUGUCCACUUAUGUCCACAACAAGCCCCUGGUGGUGUCCCUGCACGGCCCCAGCGGCGUGGGCAAGAGCCACCUGGGACGCCUCCUGGCCGGACACUUCCGCUCGGUGGUCGGCGAGACGCUGGUGCUGCAGUACUACGUCCUCCACCACUGUCCGCAGGAGGCCGACGCCCUGGAGUGCGCCCGCGACCUCUCCGCCAUCAUCUCGGAGAUGGUGGAGCGUGCCGAGGAAGAGGAGAAGAUCCCGCUCUUCGUCUUCGACGAGGCCGAGCACAUGCACGACGAGAUCCUGGACGCGCUGCUGCGGCUGGUCGCCGCCAAGCAGUCCAACGAGUACCUGAACGCCAUCUACCUGCUGCUGAGCAACCUGGGCCACGCCCACAUCACCAAGCACACGCUGCACAACUCCUCCAGCAUCACCGCGUCCGCCUCCGGUCGUCAUAGCAACCUGAUGAAAGAGCUGACUCCGAUAUUGCGCAGCAGUCUGGAGAAGCUGCACCCGCUGUGGACGGAGGCGGACGUCUUACCGCUGAGCCUCCUGGAGAAAGGACACGUGAUGGAGUGCUUCAUGGACGAAAUGACUCGCGAAGGCUUCUACCCGGAUCAUACCAACAUAGAGCGGCUGGCGGGGGAGAUCCAGUACUACCCCGAGGUGGGGGGCCGCCAGUACUCCCAGACGGGCUGCAAACAAGUGGUGGCAAAGGUCAACCUGCUGUGAGAUCGUCGGCAGGAAAUGUUCGGAUGUUUCGAAUUCUUUACAGCAUGAAGAAAUAAGACGGGAGAGACGCUGUGCCGAAACUAAAGACAAAACUCAGAGCCGCAGCUUUCAGGAGACGUUUUUUAAGAGUGAGAAACAACAACAAAAGACGCUGAAGACUUUGUUGUGGGACAUUUUGUGUGAAUCCUGUGAAGAGGUUUAAAAAAACGCUCAGUGAUACAAACGGUCCUUAAAGGGUCGGUUUACCCAAAUUCUGAAAAAUGUAUCCAGAUUUUUAUGUUUUUUAACAGGUUUGAAGAUAUCUGCCUUCACCAAAACCCAGCGGAGGAAAGUGGAACAUGAUUUACAGCUUACAGCGUUAAAAAGCAAACAUUUAAAGAACAUUUUAGGGACUAUUUCUUCAGCAGAAAAUACUCUUCAAAUGUCAUUUUCCAACUUUCAUGCACCUCCGUUUUAUUGAGGUGACGGCAGAAAUCUGAGAUUAAUGUUUUAAAAAAACAAACAAACAAAAACAAAACUUUCUAGAUUGCAGAACACCAAAAGAGGUAAUAGUGAAUUUAUGUAUUUUUAUGAUUUGGGUGAAAUGACCCUUUAACCCCUUUGCGUCUGUCGUAACUACUAUAUUUUAGGCAGCUCUACCGGACACAGUGAAAGAUGAGUAACAACAAUAUUCAUUCAUGUUAAAAAAGGGGAAGCUCGUUUUUAUUCAUGCGACUGUGAGUCAGCAGAGUGUCUGCGAGGUGCAAAUCGUGGAUUUCCUUAAAUAAUAUACUGUAAAAAAAAACUGUGAGAAUUUUCAAGUAAUUAAUUCUUUUUUUUAUCUGCAGAUGAAAAGUAGACACAUGGUCCCUGAAAAGUUUAUUUAUUAUUAAAGACAGUUUAGCAAGGAUAAACUACAUGUUCACAGACAAAGAAAUGAGUUUUAAAAACAUGUGCUAGCAUUAAAAUCCAAUUUGUUAUCAAGCUGACGAGUUCGGACGAGCCGUGAAAAUAUUACAGUCCAAAUAUUGUUAUAUAAACCUUAACGUGUGUGAGUGCCUUGAAAUUAAAGACACCAUGUAAACACAG